Cylicocyclus nassatus is the source of this 1377-nucleotide messenger RNA. The record is from the annotation of a GenBank genome assembly. NCBI's taxonomy places the organism in Eukaryota, Metazoa, Nematoda, Chromadorea, Rhabditida, Strongylidae.
CAUUUCAACUCCACUCUCUCCUAGGCAACAGUCGAUUCGACUGAUGAGCACAGAGUGUGGAUUUUCGCUGUAUGCCGAACAUCUCGGCGGAAAGCUUGGAGGAGCUCGAUCUCCCAUUUGCGAUCUGCUCUACGAACGGGCAAGGCCUGCUUGGCAGAAGCUCACAGCACACGAAAAGCAGAUCUGGAUCAAUCGUGCCAUGGAAUUAGCGCGGUUGGAUCCGCGAAGGCGAUGCUUCGAAAUACAAACGAACACAGCAGCUCGGAAUAGGCAGUACACGCCACGCCGACGUCGACGGGCGGAGCAACGCUCAGAAGAUUUCCGACGCCUCCCUUUCAUUCCUGACGAUGAAGUCGAAGAGGACGAGUUCUUUUCCGUUGGGGAGCCUGUCAUCACUGCGGCAGACGGGGACGUUUACCUCGAUCAGUUCUUCACGUCAAAGUUUGAAAGCGAUCGUGCGAUGGUGCGCGAAGCCAUUCUUAAUCAGACCGAUGGAUGUGUUGAGAAAAUCAAAGAACUGAGGUUUCUUCUCGCUGCUGUUCAAACAUUUGGUAAUGUUGAUGGAAUGUGCCCAAUGGCGGAGUAUGCAAUGAAUGAGUUCAACUUGAGGGAUGGAGUUGUGGACAGGUUUACCACUGUAGUGGGACCGUGGCAAAUUUCUAAUGACAUUCAAAGAAGUAGAGCAGAAUUUCAUUCAAAUGAGACACAUCGGAUUCCACUGAAUGUUAAUGCAACACAAAUGGAUAAGAGACAAUUGGUAAUGGAAAUUUUGGGAAGAUGUGAACCAGACAUUGCUCGCAAGCAAGGGAUACGCGUAGGUCUUUAUACAGACGAGGCUGAGGACUUGGACGAUCGCUUCAAUCGCCUUUACGUCGGAGACAAAAAUCCGUAUUGGUUAGCCAAUGAAGACGGACGUCGUUGGAUAAUCUGUCUGAAACAGGAGUACCGUAAUAUGCUAGCAGCCAAUCAGCAUCUUGCACGCUGUCUCGGGUUAGAUUAUGCGGGAUUUCCCACUGCUGAUGACAGAUACGUCCUUGCCGACGCCUUCCUGGCGGGUCUGGCAGACUGUCUUCAAGGAGAAGCAGUUGCGGAAGCAAAUGGAUGGCUAGCUGCACUUGGGAAACACCUUCCUGAAGAAUUCGCGACUCCAUGGGAACGAAGCGGUGAACUUUUUUGUGCUCGACACAGACCAGAACGAAAUUCAUGCUGUGCUACCGUGACCGCAUCAAGGGCCACAUUCAUUAUCUUAUACGCCGUAGAGCAAUUGCUCAAGUAGAAGAGAAUUGUUUAAUGUCUAAUCAAGCAGAUCAAUCCAAUCAUCUCUCAAACAGCACAGAUAUCCGACUUCGGGUUUAAUCGGAAUCGACAAUAAACGAU